Molecule: messenger RNA, 3496 nt
Organism: Mercenaria mercenaria
Lineage: Eukaryota; Metazoa; Mollusca; Bivalvia; Venerida; Veneridae
Product: RING finger protein 207-like
Exons: 2
Coding region: 143-2107 (654 amino acids)
Molecular function (GO): zinc ion binding
Source: RefSeq, a predicted model, not a curated record
GAGCGUUCAAUUUUAUAACUGUGAGAUGCGUCUUCGUUUGUCUUCGGAUCACGGUGAUACGGAUGUUAUAUAUAAGUCUGACAUUUGUUGAUAUAAUUAGGUAAUUAUAACAGAGAUUAUUGGGUUAUCGUAGGCUUAAGAUAUGGCUGAAGGUGGGCAAGCAACUGAAUCCAGAACUGUUACUGAAACUUGUAAACAAACAUGUUCUAUAUGUUUGGAUAUAUUUCGUAAACCACACACGCUUCCCUGUGAUCACAAGUUUUGUGCUUUGUGUUUGAUCGGAUAUUUGCAAAAGUGUUUAAACACGGAAGAAAAGGAUAUAUUUCCAUGCCCAUUGUGUAGAUCCGAAAUACGUGUUUCAAAUUACAGGAAGGUAAAAAAUGAAGAUGUUACAAAAUUAGACCUACUUUCGUUUUCACAAAUAAACGUUGAAAACGAAAGUAGAAAAGAAUAUGAUGAUUCUUGCGAGCCUUGUAAAAGAGGCAAAGACAAUGUAAAAGCAACCAACUUUUGCUCAGAUUGUAACGAAAGUCUCUGUGCUGGGUGUGUUACUCACCAUCUACGUAAUAAGCUGACAUGUGGGCAUAAAGUGACGAGCUUGGAAGACAGUGAAAUCAAAGCAAAUACGGUACCACUAGACACAGAAUAUCACUUAAAGACAAAAUGCCAUUUGCAUAACAUCAAAAAAAUGAAAUACAUAUGCAUCGAUCAUGACAUUCUCUGUUGCAGCAAAUGUGUAAUAUCAGAUCAUAGAAAAUGCCUUGAUAUCCAAUCCAUUUCCGAAUUUAGUAAAAGUAGUCAGUGUGAUGAAAUGGUGCAAGAAAUAAAGCGUUUGUUUGAAAGUAUUUACAAAGAUAGUGAUAAGGUAAAAAGUGACCAAGUCGAAAGAAUUUCUAUUUUGACUAGUAAAGCGUCUGGCUAUGGGAAAACUAUCACCCAGUUAGAAAAAGAAAUGCAUAAAGAACUAUCAAACAUAUUUUGCACUCUGAAAACACCUGUUGUUGAUGAACUUAAAAAUCAAAAAGAGAGAUCAAAACAAGCUCUUGAAAGAGUGGAACAAUUAGAGUCUCGAAUAAGGCAUAUUAUGAAUAGUUUUGACUACAUGAAAGUCAGUAGUGAUGCCUGUUCGAACGUUGCUAUUUGCUUGGAAGUAUUAAAGCGAUUAAAAUCAGAGAGGAAAACAGCCAGUGAAUUAGUUGGAAGCCUAGCAAGCUCAACCCUUCAAAUUGAAACAGAAAUGGUGCCUGUUAUCAAACAUUUAACUGAAACUUUGCAAAGUGCUUGUCAUCGCUUGUCAUCAGAUGGAUGUGUAUUAAUUGCCCACGACAGGUCAGAGAGGCCUAAAUUAAGACAACAUAUAUCUGCAGCAGCAAAAAUAAAUGAUAUAACGAUUCUUCAAAAUGAAAAUGUUAUUAUUGCCUACAGCAAUAAGACACUGACUUUGACUGACUCUUGUCUUAAACCAAUCAUGCAUAUAACCAUGUCUUCACAACCCACUAGUGUAACAGAAUUCAGUCAGAAUAUUAUAGCAGUUGCCUUACCAGAAGAAGAAAAGUUGGCUGUAAUUACACUUUAUAGAAACAGUCACGGUAUGGACUCUUUUGAUAAUCCGUUCAUUUGUCUAGCCUCCGAUAGUCACAAACACGGUCGAAUCGUUGUAGCAUAUGCACAACGAAAGACCGGAACACUGUGUUACCAAAUCGUGAAAUCUUCAAUUAGCAAUGACUGGAAAGUGAUACCAUUACCGUUCUGUCAUAUCAACAAAAUUUGUGUCGAUGGCCUGGCACAAAUUAUAUAUAUUUCACAGUACAAGAUAAACAAAAUAACUGGUAUAAACUUGCAGGGAAAGGUGAGCUUUGUUUUCACACACCAUCAACUGCAUAUGCCCUUCGGGUUGUUUUUUGGUCAGCCAGACAAGCUAUAUGUUUGCAGCUACGGGACUCAGCAAGUCAACGAAAUUACUCCGUCCGCGAGGGAAUUUAAAGACGUACUUUGUAGGACUGAAGGACUAAGAGGGCCACUUGCUGUUGCAUUUAAUAAAGCGCUAACUCGUUGUUUAGUUUAUGAUGAUGACCAAGGGAAACAACUUAAACUAUUCGACAUGUAAGACAAAAAACGCCCGGAAGUGACUCAUCUGAACCUUUUGAUACAGAUAAUCCAACCGUGUUAUCUAAAACAUUUACAAAAGAACCAACAGAAUGCAACUACAGAAAAGGAAAAAUAAAAUGUUGGUUAUAAACAACGGCAGAAGCAGUAACAUAAAAGUAAAAACACUGUUUAGAUUAAAAGGAAACUUUCUCAAAUAGAUCGUUUCAAAUCGGAAUAUAUUUGGUACAAACCUUGUGCAAAUCAGAUGCAUUUGGCAGAUCAGUCAAAUACUUGAAUAUGUUUUACGUUAGGCGUUAUAUAAACAGGAUUUGUUUGUUAGAGGCGCCAUUCCGUGGCAUUAUUUCAUCCCCGGCGGGCACUUGGUACAACCAUCGACUUCCCGCAAGCCAGAUGAAUGGUUCCAUCGCAUGAAAAAACUCUACACCUAAGGAAUGGUUUCAAAUCAACAGCGAUGAGGCAAGUGACUCAAAGUCAGGGAAUAUAAAGAAUUACGCCUUCCUCUAUUUACAUUGUGUAAAAAUAUGUACCACAGUUUGAAAUUACUAAAAAAAGUGUGAAUGAAUAAUAAGUAUGUGCAUCAUGUGACAGUUGCUAAAAUAACCCCUCAAUAGUUUUAGUUUCCAUUCUCAUAUUUAAAUAAAAUUUGACCUAUAGGUAUCUAUAGAUUGUAUAUUUGGUCCGUCGGGUCAAGGUCAAUGUCAUAAUAAAUUGAUUAAUUUGCAUAUUUAGAAAAUUCCACAGCCACGCAAUAAUCUAGAGCGUUUGGCCAAAGUUAUCGUUUAUGAUGUGGAACAGAUGGUUUGGUAUUAAAAUCCCGGUCAGGGCCUAACUUUUUACUGUGAUAAAAAGUGGUCUUUUUGAAGCCAUUUGGUCCAGGUCAAGGUCUUAGUUAUUGAAAAUAGAUAUUUUCACUGUGAUCAUCGAAAGGGUGUAUAUUUAAGUUGAGAUUGACUUUCUGUCACCAAACUUGGUGAAUAGCAUGCUUUUAUGAAGAUUUAUAUCUGGAUCGUAUUUGGGAAUGGUUUGCGCAGUCUAUCGGGUAGAGGUUAAGAUUCACUGGUACUAAAACCAGAAAAAAAUGUUUCCACUCAACUUAUAUAAAAUGAUGGCUUUGGUCAGGGGUCACAUUUUAUGAUAUGGUCCACGAAGAAUUGCAGAUGUAGUAAUCCAUCCGUUUUCUAAUAUCUAUUAACAGUGAAUGUAGAAAUUUUGGACACGCGCAAGAUGAAAGGCUAGCUUGAUCCAUGUCUUUGAUUUUACAUUUGAUAUGGUCUACAAAUUUGUUUAUUUUACUCACUACAAUAAAUGCAGAUGGCGUAAUCUAUUUUUAUUGAUCAAUUGUAAUAGUGAAUGUAAACAUUUUGGAAACAUACAAGAAGACAGGAUG